This is a messenger RNA of Tarenaya hassleriana, 1447 nucleotides long. Its product is annotated as probable cysteine protease RD19B. Gene Ontology annotation, cellular component: lysosome. The coding region runs from base 113 to 1207 and encodes 364 amino acids. The record is from RefSeq and is a predicted model, not a curated record. Gene Ontology annotation, molecular function: cysteine-type endopeptidase activity. The transcript has 4 exons. NCBI's taxonomy places the organism in Eukaryota, Viridiplantae, Streptophyta, Magnoliopsida, Brassicales, Cleomaceae.
GCACCUAUACAUUCAUUGACGUUGCGUGUUUACAUACGCAUUGCCACCCCCCCUCCCAGGGUUCCGUAUAUAUCUCCCUUCCUUCGUUGCCUUUUCCCACAGAUCGAAAUCCAUGGAUCGUACGUUUGUUUUCUCCGUGUUUGUUCUCUUCUUGUUCGUCGUCAUUUCUUCGGCGUCCGAUGCGUCCGACGGCGAGGAUAUCUUGAUCCGACAGGUGGUUGAUGAAACGAAGCCCAAGGUUUUGUCGUCUGAGGAUCACUUUUCUCUGUUCAAGAGGAAAUUUGGGAAGGUUUACGGAUCGCGAGAGGAGCACGAUUACAGGUUCUCCGUUUUUAGGGCGAAUCUCCUGCGAGCUAAGCGCCACCAGAAGCUGGAUCCGUCGGCGCAACAUGGCGUCACGCAGUUCUCCGAUCUGACUCCGUCGGAGUUCCGGAGGAGGUUUUUGGGGGUUAAAGGCGGAUUUAAGCUUCCGAAGGAUGCGAACCAGGCUCCGAUCCUGCCUACGGACAAGCUCCCCGAGGAUUUUGAUUGGAGAGAUCACGGAGCUGUCACCCCCGUAAAAAAUCAGGGUUCUUGCGGAUCCUGCUGGAGUUUUAGCACCACGGGAGCCCUGGAAGGCGCACACUUCCUUUCAACUGGGGAACUGGUCAGCCUCAGUGAACAACAGCUUGUCGAUUGUGAUCACGAGUGUGAUCCAGAGGAGGCAGGUUCAUGCGACUCAGGAUGCAACGGUGGCCUAAUGAACAGCGCCUUUGAGUACACGCUGAAAGCUGGAGGGCUCAUGCGGGAGGAAGACUAUCCCUAUGCUGGGACCGAAAGCGGAACCUGCAAGUUUGACAAGUCCAAGGUUGUUGCUUCUGUGGCCAACUUCAGUGUUGUGUCAGUGAAUGAAGACCAGAUAGCCGCAAACCUUGUGAAAAACGGCCCAUUAGCAGUGGCUAUAAACGCAGCAUACAUGCAGACGUACAUAGGGGGAGUGUCAUGCCCAUACAUAUGCUCGAGGAGGCUGAACCAUGGGGUGCUGUUGGUGGGGUACGGGUCGGCUGGGUACGCACCAGCCAGGAUGAAGGAGAAACCUUUUUGGAUCAUAAAGAACUCGUGGGGAGAGAAUUGGGGAGAGAAGGGUUUCUAUAAGAUUUGCAGAGGCCGUAACAUCUGUGGUGUUGACAGCCUCGUCUCCACCGUUGCUGCUUCUGUUUCCCUCUAAGCGUAAGAGAAGAGAAGACACCCACCACCAUCGUUGUUGAUUUGUGUGGGUCCCUUUUAAGUUAUUUUGUAUAUAAAAAAAAAAAUUGGAGCAUCUCGUGUCCAUCCAUUUCACGAGGCAAAUCGUCAUAUGGGCCUUGUCAGGCCUAUUCAUUUGGGCUUUAAACGGGCUCUUUCUGUUUACAACCAUACUAUUGGGUUCUGUGUGUAUUAUAUUGGCUCAAUUAUCUGGACACACUCA